ACGGAGGCUGUCACGGCUGGGAUUAACCUCAGGGAGGGGGUGGGGGGGUUACGUCUCUGGGGAGAAGCUUCUUUUCUCCUUCCUCAGCAGGGAGACCAAGCAAAGAGAAAAAAAAAACUAGUGUGCACUCCUCCUCACAAAGAGAGGAGCUCCUUUCGUCCUUUAUUCCAGGGGGUUUCCUUGUUUUUUCCCUGAAGGGGUGAAGACAGGGGAGUUCUGCCGGGGAGACCAUCACAACCGGGGUUUCAGUAAGGCUGGCACUUUCGCCACUGCAAGAAGCUGAUGUUAGUUUGGAGGCCUCAGGCUGUCGUUUCGGUGCUUUGAUGAGGUAACAGUGAACCCCGGUUGCCCAGCCCCUCUAUUGCACCACCCCUUUCCUCCUCUCUACCCCUGUCCAACCAGCCAAGCCAUGGGCCAGAAGAUCUCAGGGAGCAUCAAGUCUGUGGACGUACGUGGGGAGCCAUCCUACAGGCCCCUGAGGAGGGAACUUAGAGGUCCAGAUUUCUUCAAGCCAGCCCGGCUGGACUUACUCCUGGACAUGCCCCCUGCUCCAUAUGAGCAGCAGCUUCGACAUGCCUGGAACCCGGACGACCGCUCGCUUAAUAUCUUCAUCAAGGAUGACGACAAACUCACCUUCCAUCGGCAUCCUGUUGCCCAGAGUACUGAUGGCAUUCGUGGACGGGUGGGAUACACACGAGGACUCCAUGUUUGGAGGAUCAAUUGGCCUGUUAGGCAACGGGGCACACAUGCGGUUGUGGGUGUGGCCACACCAGAUGCCCCUUUGCACUCAGUGGGUUACACUUCUUUAGUUGGAAGUGAUAGUGAGUCCUGGGGCUGGGACCUGGGACGUAACAAGCUCUACCAUAACAGUAAGAACCGACCAGCCUCUUCUGCACCCACAUACCCAAGCUUUCUGGAGCCAGAGGAGGCAUUUGUGCUGCCAGAUGCCUUGAUAGUAGUGCUGGACAUGGAUGAGGGCACGUUGAGCUUCAUGGUGGACGGACAGUACCUUGGAGUAGCCUUCAGAGGUCUUAAGGGCAAAAAGCUGUACCCCAUUGUCAGUGCAGUGUGGGGCCACUGUGAAAUCACCAUGCGCUACAUCAAUGGCCUAGAUCCGGAGCCUCUCCCUCUAAUGGACCUGUGUCGACGUGCAGCGCGGGUAGCUCUGGGACGAGAGCGCCUACAGGAAAUCGAGACGUUGCCUUUGCCCCAAUCUCUGAAGAAUUACCUCCAGUACCAGUGAGAGCACGGGCCCUCACAAAGAGACGCACACACACAGACACAGAGAGGAACCCCGAGGAGCUACCAUAGCGCCACCAUCAGGUCGCAGAGGGAAAAUGUUUACAUUGUGGAUCACUGGUGGAAUCUUAAAUUAGUUUUUUUGUUUUGUUUUUCAGUUUUUAUUUUCCUCUUUAUGAGUUGUUUAAAUUAUUGAUGGCUUUGGAAGAAGCUCGAGGGACAGUGUGACGCAGGACUAGAGCGGCGGCUCAACAGACCUGCAGCGCCUCCAGGAGUACGUCUCGCCCUGAAGAAUACAACAGGAAGCGACGUUUCAGAAAGCACAUUAACCUUGCGAUGCCUUUGAAAGCCCACAUAGUUAUAAUCAUUCCUCUUUCCCUGUGUGUAAAGCCUGCAGAGCAGAGUCAUCAGACACAGGAGACCGAGUCAAAAUCCACCACACGGGAGCCUCUGGAAGGAACAAGCCCUGGAAGGUGCCGAAGCGGUGCAGGUAUCUUCGCACAGGAUCACCGGGGGCGGUUACACGACUGACAGCAACCAUUUUCCUUGUUUUUUUGUGUGUGGGGGGGGGGGGUGUAUU
Messenger RNA from Carassius carassius (crucian carp), 1819 nucleotides. Its product is annotated as SPRY domain-containing SOCS box protein 4-like. Gene Ontology annotation, cellular component: SCF ubiquitin ligase complex. Lineage: Eukaryota; Metazoa; Chordata; Actinopteri; Cypriniformes; Cyprinidae. Gene Ontology annotation, biological process: proteasome-mediated ubiquitin-dependent protein catabolic process. Gene Ontology annotation, molecular function: protein binding. Bases 410 to 1243 code for a protein of 277 amino acids. The transcript is spliced from 3 exons. The record is from RefSeq and is a predicted model, not a curated record.